Trifolium pratense (red clover) is the source of this 2031-nucleotide messenger RNA. Its product is annotated as general transcription factor IIH subunit 2. Gene Ontology annotation, cellular component: transcription factor TFIIH holo complex; transcription factor TFIIH core complex. The coding region runs from base 377 to 1645 and encodes 422 amino acids. Gene Ontology annotation, biological process: DNA-templated transcription; nucleotide-excision repair; regulation of transcription by RNA polymerase II. The transcript has 5 exons. Gene Ontology annotation, molecular function: zinc ion binding. Lineage: Eukaryota; Viridiplantae; Streptophyta; Magnoliopsida; Fabales; Fabaceae. The record is from RefSeq and is a predicted model, not a curated record.
GUAUGAAAGAAUUCACCUUAAAAUCUCAAUUCAUUUUUCUUUCUCAAAUUUCCUAUGCAUUUAUAUAUUUUUUUUGAAACAAAAAAAAAAUAGAAAGAAUUAAAAAUGGAGAGGAGAAAGAGAGUGAAGAUCUAAUUAAAAGUGAGUUAACAGAGUAAUUUAGUGGUUUAGUCACUUGUUGUAGGAAUUGAAUUUAGUGGUUAACUCCUCCAAUUCCUGAUUAGAGUACGUUAUACUACUCUCUCGCGUCUCUCAUCGCCGACGCCGACGCCGACGCCGAAUCAGACAGAGUCACUCUCCUCUCCCUCUCUGUAACGCUCCGGCGACAGCUUCUUCACUUGGUUAAUUAACUGUUGCAACUUCUGGGUAAGAAAUCAUGAAUAACAUUGCUGGUAGACCACUUAAUGGAGAUGUAGAAGAUGAUGAUGAAGAUGAAGCUAACGAUGAUGGGCUUGAAGCAUGGGAGAGAGCUUAUACAGAAGAUAGAUCAUGGGAGUCUUUGCAGGAGGAUGAAUCUGGACUUCUUCGUCCCAUAGAUACCACAGCCGUUCACCAUGCCCAGUAUCGUAGGCGCCUUCGCGCCCUUGCUUCAAAUGCAGCUACUGCGCGAAUUCAGAAGGGUUUGAUACGAUACUUAUACAUUGUCGUGGACCUGUCCAAGGCAGCUUCAGAGAGGGACUUUCGACCGAGUAGAAUGGCUGUCAUUGCAAAGCAGGUUGAGUCAUUUAUCAGGGAGUUCUUUGAUCAGAAUCCACUUAGUCAUGUUGGUUUGGUGACUACCAAAGACGGGGUUGCUAAUUGCUUGACUGAUCUUGGUGGCAGUCCUGAGUCCCACAUCAAAGCUUUGAUGGGUAAACUAGAAUGCUCAGGUGAUGCCUCCCUACAAAAUGCACUUGAACUUGUUCAUAGCAAUCUAAAUCAAAUCCCAUCAUAUGGUCAUCGAGAAGUUCUGAUUUUAUACUCGGCCCUCAGUACAUGUGAUCCUGGUGAUAUCAUGGAAACUAUCCAAAAAUGCAAAAAGAGUAAAAUAAGAUGCUCUGUCAUUGGUCUUGCUGCUGAAAUGUUUAUAUGUAAGCAUCUUUGCCAAGAAACUGGAGGAACCUAUUCAGUUGCACUAGAUGAGUCCCACUUUAAAGAGUUAAUUCUCGAACACUCUCCACCACCUCCAGCAAUAGCAGAGUAUGCUACGGCUAAUUUGAUUAAGAUGGGUUUCCCACAAAGAGCAGCUGAGGGUUCUGUUGCAAUUUGUACAUGUCAUGAAGAGGCUAAGACCGGAGGGGGAUACACUUGUCCAAGAUGCAAAGUUCGUGUCUGUGAGCUUCCUACUGAAUGCCGCAUCUGUGGAUUGACCCUUAUUUCUUCGCCCCAUUUGGCAAGGUCAUAUCAUCAUCUCUUCCCUAUAGUACCAUUUGCUGAGAUCUCUCCAUCAUCCCAAAAUGAUCCAAGCCACAAUUUUACCAAUACUUGUUUUGGUUGUCAGCAAAGUCUCCUUAGUCAGGGAAACAAGCCUGAGCUUUCUGUCUCUUGCCCAAAAUGCAAACAACAAUUCUGCCUUGAUUGCGACAUCUACAUUCAUGAGAGCUUACAUAACUGCCCAGGCUGUGAGAGUUUCAGGCAUUCUAAGUCAGUUACUAGUUCCCAAUGAUUGCCAAUCCUAUGGUCUUGACAUUAAAUUGUCGUCUAAAUGGUAUGUUAUACUGCCUCCCUGUUAUUGUGAUGCUGCAUUCAUCUCCCGGACUCAUGAACAACAAAGUUCCGGUCCAUGAAAAGUGACCGACUAACACCAUCCGAUCACCUGAUCCAAAUGCAAGGCCCUUAAGCAGGGUGGAAAACAGAAGUGAGAUUAUUUAUACAAGGGCGGGAUAUUUUCUUUUUUCUCAUUUUAUACCAUAACAAAUUCUUAUCAUUUCACUUUUUUUGUUCUUCGCUGGAAAUUAAAGCACAUGUAAGAUUAUACUUUGUUUCACUCGACGUUAUAGUCCAGCACGGACGUCUCCCUUUGCCAAUUUUUAAUCAAUGGGCUGACACUAA